AUGGCUCCUGCGCGUCAGCAACCGGCGCCUCCGCCUUUUAGCAAGGAUGAAAAGGUUCUUUGCUUUCAUAUGGACAUGCUCUAUGAGGCUAAAAUCAUGGACGUUCAGCAAGGUGAGAAGCCCAGUGAUGGCUACAAGUAUAAAGUCCAUUACAAGGGCUGGAAGAAUACCUGGGACGACUGGGUACUAGUUGACCGCAUCCGGCCUUUUGAUGAUGAACACAAGGAGCUUGCGGCACAACUUCAUGCGCAAGUGAAGCAUAAUAUUCAACGAAGCACGAAACAGCCCAAGAAGGGCCUUAGAAGUGGUGCCGAGUCUGCUAGAGUCAGCGAGGAGAGAUCGGGGUCCGCUACUGUUCAAGGAGGUAGAGGAGGCAGACGAGGAAAAGAUUGGGAACUUGAACAGAGCUUUCCCAUUCCAAACACGCGGGAAUCUCCUGAAGAGACUCAAUCUAGCGAGUCUGUCGAUUCCGGCGAGCCGUCUAGAAAGGUCUCGCUUGAGAGCAUCCGCGAGCCCAAAGACCCCCUCACAGCCCUCCCUUCAAAGAAGCAUCGCUAUGUCACCGAUUCAGGCAAGCUUGUCCAGGAUAACCGCUACACUGUUCCACUCGCCGCCAAUGUCGAGACUAAGCAGCCUCGUCGAAAGCCCCCCAAAACCUCCAAGACUUCCAAGACCUCCAAAGCCCCCAAGUGUGGUACCAAGCGAAAGCAAAGUCCAAGUGACGAGCUUGGACAACCUGAUGAACUAGAGACGGAAGACUCCUUUCACAACAAGCCCAUGAUCAACUUACCUGUGCCUGAUCACAUUCAAGCGAUGCUUGUAGAUGACUGGGAAAAUAUCACUAAGAACAACCAACUGGUUCCCCUCCCUCACUCCAAGCCAGUCGCCAAGAUCUUCGAGGACUACCUUGCCCAUGAGCGUCCCCAUCGUGAGGAGGGAUCCUCCAGUAUGGAUAUCUUGGAGGAAGUUGUAGCAGGUCUCCGCGAGUACUUUGAGAAGGCUCUCAGCAGAAUCCUACUCUAUCGCUUUGAGCGCCACCAGUACAUGGAGAUGAAGAAGCUGUGGGAAAAUACCGAAUCAAACCCCGAAUACACCAAUGUCUGUGACGUCUACGGUGCUGAGCAUCUUGCUCGAUUGAUAGUGUCUCUCCCUGAGCUGUUGGCGCAGACCAACAUGGACCAGCAGUCCGUGUCACGCCUCCGCGAAGAAAUUGGGAAGUUCAAUGUUUGGCUGGGACGUAACUGCGAAACCUACUUCGCCAAUGAGUACGAGACGCCGGCUCAAGACUACAUUGACAAGGCUCGCAGCUUCUAG
Molecule: messenger RNA, 1314 nt
Organism: Fusarium coffeatum
Lineage: Eukaryota; Fungi; Ascomycota; Sordariomycetes; Hypocreales; Nectriaceae
Exons: 5
Coding region: 1-1314 (437 amino acids)
Biological process (GO): regulation of DNA-templated transcription; chromatin organization
Cellular component (GO): nucleus; Rpd3S complex; NuA4 histone acetyltransferase complex
Source: RefSeq, a predicted model, not a curated record